Molecule: messenger RNA, 1706 nt
Organism: Ochotona curzoniae (black-lipped pika)
Lineage: Eukaryota; Metazoa; Chordata; Mammalia; Lagomorpha; Ochotonidae
Gene: PGBD5
Product: piggyBac transposable element derived 5
Exons: 7
Coding region: 1-1584 (527 amino acids)
Biological process (GO): non-replicative DNA transposition
Cellular component (GO): nucleus
Molecular function (GO): transposase activity
Source: RefSeq, a predicted model, not a curated record
AUGGCCGAGGGCGGCGGGGGCGCGCGAAGAAAGGCGCCGGCGCUGCUCGAGGCCGCCCGGGCGCGCUACGAGAGCCUACACAUCUCGGAUGAUGUGUUCGGAGAGUCAGGCCCGGACAGCGGCGGGAACCCUUUCUACAGCACCUCGGCCGCCUCGCGCUCUUCUUCGGCAGCCUCCUCGGACGAUGAGCACGAGCGCCCCGGCUUCUCGGGGACCCUCGCCAGCCCGCCACCUCCUGCCCGCGCCCCAUACGCGCAGGAUCCUGAGGAGGACGAGGCCAGCGCUGGCUGGAGUGCCACGCUACGGGACCGUCCGCCUCCCCGCUUCGAGGACACUGGCGGUCCAACCCGGAAGAUGCCCUCCAGCGCCAGUGCCAUGGACUUCUUCCAGCUCUUUGUUCCAGACAAUGUCCUCAAGAACAUGGUGGUGCAGACGAACAUGUAUGCCAAGAAGUUCCAGGAGCGGUUCGGGAGCGAUGGGGCCUGGGCCGAGGUGUCACUGACAGAGAUGAAGGCAUUCCUGGGCUACAUGAUCUCCACCAGCAUCUCCCACUGCGAGUCCGUGCUCAGCAUCUGGAGCGGCGGCUUCUACAGCAACCGGAGCCUCGCCCUGGUCAUGAGUCAGGCCCGCUUUGAGAAGAUCCUCAAGUACUUCCACGUCGUGGCCUUCCGCUCCAGCCAGACCACGCAUGGCCUCUACAAGGUUCAGCCCUUCCUUGACUCCUUGGAGAACAGCUUUGACGCCGCCUUCAGACCUUCUCAAACGCAGGUGCUACAUGAACCCCUGAUCGAUGAGGACCCUGUGUUCAUAGCCACAUGCACAGAGCGGGAGCUGCGGAAGAGGAAAAAGCGGAAAUUCAGCCUCUGGGUCCGGCAGUGCUCUUCCACGGGCUUUAUCAUCCAGAUUUACGUCCACCUGAAGGAGGGUGGGGGCCCUGAUGCCCUGGACGCCCUGAAGAACAAACCCCAGCUCCACAGCAUGGUGGCCCGGAGCCUGUGCCGGAAUGCAGCUGGCAAGAACUACAUCAUCUUCACGGGGCCCAGUAUCACCAGCCUGACCCUGUUUGAGGAGUUUGAGAAGCAAGGGAUCUAUUGCUGUGGCCUGCUCAGCUCCAGGAAGAGUGACUGCACUGGCCUCCCGCCGUCUAUGCUGACCAACCCGGCCAUUCCUCCUGCCCGGGGCCAGUACCAAAUCAAGAUGAAGGGCAACAUGUCCCUAAUCUGCUGGUAUAACAAAGGGCACUUUCGCUUCCUGACCAAUGCCUACUCCCCCAUGCAGCAAGGUGUCAUCAUCAAGAGGAAGAGUGGGGAGAUCCCCUGCCCCUUGGCUGUGGAGGCAUUCGCUGCUCACCUUAGCUACAUCUGCCGAUAUGAUGACAAAUACAGCAAGUAUUUCAUUUCUCAUAAACCCAACAAGACCUGGCAGCAGGUCUUCUGGUUUUCCAUCAGCAUUGCCAUCAACAAUGCCUAUAUCCUGUACAAGAUGUCAGACGCCUACCACGUGACAAGGUACAGCCGGGCGCAGUUUGGCGAGAGACUCGUCAGAGAGCUGCUGGGGCUGGAGGAUGCCUCGCCAGCCCACUGAUGCCAGCAUCACAUGGCCAGGCGCAGAAGGAGAUGCAGUCGAGGUAGGAGGAAGAGGAGGAAGAGAGCCUGCUGCUUCCAUCUGCCCAGCCCGAGACCCCCGGGUACCUCGGGGUGUGGGCU